This is a messenger RNA of Apus apus (common swift), 2902 nucleotides long. It is a transcript of the gene SH3YL1, whose product is annotated as SH3 and SYLF domain containing 1. Gene Ontology annotation, cellular component: ruffle membrane. Gene Ontology annotation, molecular function: protein binding; phosphatidylinositol binding. Bases 1479 to 2510 code for a protein of 343 amino acids. NCBI's taxonomy places the organism in Eukaryota, Metazoa, Chordata, Aves, Apodiformes, Apodidae. The record is from RefSeq and is a predicted model, not a curated record. The transcript is spliced from 10 exons.
AAAAUGCAAUGUAAUGUUUCCCCUCUAGCCUUGAAAAUGCAGUGUCAAGUACAAACAACAGAAGUAAUGGAGACAUUUGCUCCAGCUGAGUUUGUUAAUCUACCAAAAGCAAUUAUCUGUUAAUAUUUUGUUAGGGCUACUCUGGCCUCCCUCAUUGCUGUGACUGUGUGGCCAGGUUCCAGGCUUUUGAACCAAGGAAGAAAUGCACAUUCAAAACUCCUGCAAACUAGUUUGCAAUUUUAGUGCCAUAACAGCCAGAGAAAAUUGCACAUGCCAGCAGCUUUUUCUGAAAGUCCUCAGCUAUUUGAGUUUAGAACUUCCCCUUCCCUUCAUCUCAACUUUAUGAAAACAAAAGGGAUUAUUAGGAAACAGAUUUAAUAUGUCUUCUUUCUGUUACUGCAGUGCAGUUUAGAGUCUGUUGCAUUCUAUGCAUCUAUUUCCUUCUUUUCCAAGAGCAUCUGACAUUUCUGCACAGCUUCACGAUGGCUGGUGUAACUUCAAACUCUCCAGUGUUGCAUGUUCUGUGUUUUCAUGAAAACCAUGUGUUGCUGCAAGCUUUCACAGGGGAAGCUAGUUCCGAGACUCAGCUGUCAAAAUCUUUCAUUCUAGCAGUCUUCCUUCUUGCUUGAAGAACAUAUUAAUGUACUUCAUUUGAAAAACAGAAGUGUAAUUCCUCUUCUAGCAGGCAGAAACUUGGCUGACUUGUUACUGUUUCACUUAGUCUGAGCUGAAUUGCUCUCCAAGCUUCACUGAUUUAAUCUCAAACUGUAUUUAGUCCUCACCUUCAUGGCUCUGGGUGGGAAUGUUCCCCAGAGUGAGGAGGUGAAUGAACACCGAGAGAACACCGAUUAGAAAUCUAGGCCACUUUUGACUGAAAGCUGUUUCUCUGUGCAUAGUCUUUUAUAUGUUUUUGUGAAUUUAAGAACAGUUGAAUUUUAUGGAAAUACUUUUCAGAGACAAGGCAUGAGGCUAGAUGCAUAUUUGACAAUACAUUCAUGUGUUACUGGGACACUUUGUUGCUGAUAAACUUGAAAAUGAUGGGUGUUGAUAAUGGCCAGAUAGGAAAAUAAGAUUCAUUUAAGUCAUAGCUUUGAAGAGUUUAGUGUAUGUAAGAAUCAAGACCAACUCAUACCUUUUUGUCUCCACUAAGGCCUCUUCUUGCAAGCCUGUAGGUGAAAUGUCACUAUUCAUGUAUAAAGAGGUAUUCAUACUACUGCAAAAUAUUAAUAUCUUAUAAUACUUGAUUCUGUUCAGUAGUUGAUUAGUGACAGCAGAUCUGGUAGAUUUAAAUGGAACCAACAUGCUUCUGUAGAAUUUAUGAUCUCCUGGAUUUAGGGGUAAAAUUUCAAGACUUUUUCUGUAUGCUUCUGUAGUCUGCUGCUUUAUACUAUCUCUAAUCCCUGCUUUUUCCUCAGUUGAAAUCUUCAGAGGUGCUUGUGUUGGAUUGCAUUGAAGAGAAAAUAUUUAUAAGCCCUUCAAUGGCAGUGAAUAAUCCUAUACCUUCCAACUUGAAGUCAGAAGCUAAAAAGGCAGCUAAAAUAUUACGAGAAUUUACAGAAAUAACUUCCAGAAAUGGACCUGAUAAAAUCAUACCUCCUCAUGUAAUAGCUAAAGCGAAAGGCCUUGCAGUUUUGUCUGUUAUCAAAGCUGGAUUUUUGGUGACUGCUCGAGGUGGAAGUGGAAUUGUAUUAGCUCGUCUUGCUAAUGGAACUUGGUCUGCUCCUUCUGCAAUAGGAAUUGCUGGCCUUGGCGGUGGAUUUGAAAUUGGAAUUGAGGUUUCAGACUUAGUGAUAAUACUGAAUCAUGAAAGAGCAGUAGAAGCUUUUGCCAAAGGAGGGAAUCUUACACUUGGAGGAAAUCUUACGGUGGCAAUUGGACCACUAGGGAGGAAUUUAGAAGGGGAUGUUGCCCUGAGAAGUUCUGCUGCUGUCUAUACGUAUUGCAAAUCUCGAGGACUCUUUGCAGGUGUAUCUCUGGAAGGAACCUGUUUAAUUGAAAGGAAAGAAACAAAUCGCAAGUUUUAUGGGCAGGAUAUUCGCGCCAGUGCCAUCUUGCUUGGUGAUGUGCCUUUUCCUGCUCAAGCAGAAGAUCUUUAUGAAACUCUAGCAUCUUUCACUGAAGUAUAUGAAAAUGAGGAGCAAAAAAAUAAUCCAGGAAAAGCUGUAAGGGAACAAAGAAGGGUAAAUGACCCACCUGCUAGACCAUCAUCAAGACCAGAACCACCGAAGCCCACUGUUAGGCCGACACCACCAGCUAAAAAGAAUACAAACAAACUUUAUCCUGAACUUCCAAAUGAUUAUGCCUCUGUGGGUAACUCUUGGAGUAAUCCAGUAGAAGUGACAGCACUUUAUUCAUUUGAAGGACAACAGCCGGGUGACUUGACUUUCAGAGCUGGAGACAAAAUCACAGUCACAACCAAAACAGAUUCCCAGUUUGAUUGGUGGGAAGGCAGAAUAGGAGCACAAACUGGCAUCUUUCCAGCCAACUAUGUUGCCAUAAGUAACAACUAAAUUUGUAUAAAAUAAAAUGUUGAAGCAGUAAUAUAUUUACACUGAAAAAUAUAUUUUAACUUUUCAGAUUUUAUUAAAAUGAGAUUCUUUAUCAAUACUAUUCUAGAACAAAAUUUACAUUAAUUAAAUGACCUUAAGUUUCCCCUAAACUUAUUUCUUAAAUAAACAGUAAGUGAUGGUAAAUUUACUAUGAAGUUUUGUUUGAGCAAGUUACCAUAGAAAAAGUACUCCAAUUUAUGUCUAAUUUCAAUUCUCUCUUGCUUUAUGGAUUUUUUACUUCAGUGAAAAAUUGCAAACAAAUUUAAAUUAGACAUGUUGGGAAAAUACUGAUUUCUAUUAAAUUAUAAUUUAUGGUCUCUUUCUAUAAUAAAUGCUCUCAAAUUUGCUUGAAA